AUGCAGAAGCAACAGAUUGAGCAAUAUGAACAUCAAAAAACAAAACACUUCCACAUGCAGAAGCAACAGACUGAGCAACACGAACACCACAAACCAAAACACUUCCACAUGCAGAAGCAACAGAUUGAGCAAUAUGAACAUCACAAACCAAAACACUUCCACAUGCAGAAGCAACAGACUGAGCAACACGAACAUCACAAACCAAAACACUUCCACAUGCAGAAGCAACAGAUUGAGCAAUAUGAACAUCACAAACCAAAACACUUCCACAUGCAGAAGCAACAGAUUGAGCAAUAUGAACAUAAAAAAACAAAACACUUCCACAUGCAGAAGCAACAGACUGAGCAACACGAACACCACAAACCAAAACACUUCCACAUGCAGAAGCAACAGAUUGAGCAAUAUGAACAUCAAAAAACAAAACACUUCCACAUGCAGAAGCAACAGACUGAGCAACAUUAA
Molecule: messenger RNA, 462 nt
Organism: Mytilus trossulus (common blue mussel)
Lineage: Eukaryota; Metazoa; Mollusca; Bivalvia; Mytilida; Mytilidae
Product: sex-determining region Y protein-like
Exons: 1
Coding region: 1-462 (153 amino acids)
Source: RefSeq, a predicted model, not a curated record